Molecule: messenger RNA, 3477 nt
Organism: Sclerotinia borealis F-4128
Lineage: Eukaryota; Fungi; Ascomycota; Leotiomycetes; Helotiales; Sclerotiniaceae
Source: the annotation of a GenBank genome assembly
AUGAUCGAUCCAAAGGAGCCUACUCUCUGUGAUUUCUCCCCAAACUCAUCAACUUAUAAGUCAGAGAAAGCAACAAUGACCGAUAGGAAGAAUCAUUCGCACCUAGCGGAGGUCAACGAAACAGGACAUGUACAAGAAGUCGAACGGAAUUUCUCUCUACUUUCUAUAUGCUCAGUUGGUCUUGUUACUGGAAAUACUUGGGCUGCUUUAGGUGGUAGUAUUGCUAUAGCGAUUUAUAAUGGGGGUCCACCAGGAGUCUUAUAUGAAUUCAUUGCUGUUUCAAUGUUCUAUUGGCUUGUCGCAGCUUCUUUGGCCGAGUUAGCUUCAUCAAUGCCUAGUAGUGCUGGAGUUUAUCACUGGGCAUCCAUUACUCCUGGUCCUAAAUAUGGUAGAAUUUGUGGUUGGUUCGCUGGUUGGUGGAAUACAUUUGCUUGGAUUUGUGGUGCAGCAACCAUGUCAUCUAUUGCCUCAAAUGUUGCCGUCGCAAUGUAUGGUCUCUACCAUCCUGAUUAUAUAGUGGCCAGAUGGCACAUUUUCAUCGGUUAUAUUAUUGUAACCUGGAUCGCUUGCUCUAUAGUCUUAUUUGCAAAUCGAGCUCUUCCAAUGAUUAAUAACAUUGGACUUGCGUUCAUCCUGGGUGGUGUCUUUAUCACGAUUGUGGUUUGUGUAGUUAUGCCAUCUGGAACAGGACAUGCUACCCAUUCUUUCGUCUGGGCCGAUUGGGCUAAUGAUACAGGCUACUCCAGUAAUGGGUUCGUUUUUCUCGCAGGCAUGUUGAAUGGUGCUUAUGCUGUCGGUACACCUGAUUGUGUCUCUCAUUUGGCGGAAGAAAUCCCAAAUCCUAAGCGCAACAUCCCUCUUGCAAUUGGUGCUCAAAUGAGUAUUGGUUUUAUAACCGCAUUUGCAUAUACAAUAGCUAUCUUCUACUCAAUUACCGAUCUCGAUACUGUAUUAGCCGCACCUUUCUUCCCACUCACUCAAAUAUAUCUACAAGCCACAGGCUCCACUGCUGGAACAACUGGUCUUCUCUUUGCUAUUUUCUUUCCGAUUUUUUGUACCCUCAUCGGAACAUACAUCACAGCAGGAAGAUGUCUCUGGACACUCGCUCGAGACGACGCAGUUCCAUUCUCCAAUUGGCUACACAUAAUCCACCCACGCCAUAAAAAUCCCUUCAAUGCAACCAUCGCAUGUGGUCUCUGCAGUACCAUCCUAGGAGCUAUAUAUGUCGGCUCAUCAACAGCAUUCAAUGCCUUUGUCGGAUCCUUCGUCGUUCUCCUCACCCUUUCAUAUCUAGCCUCCAUCCUUCCCUUCAUCCUCACCGGUCGCUUUACUCGCUCUUCUAAAGCACCAGGUCCCUACAAUAAUAAAAUGGUUCCCGGCUGGUUCGUAAUGGGCAAUAUUGUGGGUUACACAAUCAACAUUAUCAGCUGUGCUUACAUCAUCGUCUUCGUGGUAAUAUAUUGUUUCCCCUACGCAACACCGUUCGAUGCAGCAAGCAUGAAUUAUUCAAGCCUAAUCGCAGGCGCAUUGUCGAUAGCAGCAGCUUUGUGGUGGGUGGUUAAAGGGAAUACUUAUGUAGGUCCUCAAGCUAGUAUUCAUGGUAACCAGGAGUCGGAUAUUAGUACUGUAGCGCUGUGCACGAAACCUCGCCUACCGGGAGAUGCAGCUAUCGAAUUCAUGAAGACUAGUGGAAUGGUACCGGAUGGUAUUGUUUAUGACAAGGGAAUGGAUGCUUUUGUGUCUACUUCCGUCGCAUCAGAGGAGGAAGAGAAAAUCAAGCGUUUUUGGUCAGAUACAACGGAAGAUAGCAGGAAGCUAUGCAAGGCAAUAACUAAACUGCACGAAAAGCUUGCUGAAAAAGAUCCCAAAAGUGGGAAAUUAGAUUUUCGACAAGGGACCUGGGAGCAGGUUAUGAAAGAAUUCAACAAGACACUCGAAUUCUACAAAGCGCAAAGGAAGAGUGGAAAGAAACUUGGGAAGGUGUUCGACUCAUUUCAGAAAUUAGGUGAGAAUGCUGAAAUAUUUGAGCAAUGGUUGCAACUCCUGUCAAAUGGUGAUUACGGUUCUGGAGUAUGUGGUGCUUUCAAAAUCAUACUAGGCGCGGCAACGAUAUUGCGAAACAUUGAUCAGACCAUAUAUGAAAUGUUGCAAAAAAUUCCCGAAGAAAUUGGUCAUGCUCAGCGAUAUUUGAAAAUCUAUAGUGAUGUGAAUGGAGUCAAGCUGGUUCAAAAGACUGCCUUACUAUUCAGUGCCGUCCUUAACGCGCUCGAGGAAAUUAUUAUCCUGCUUACAAAAGGUCGUGGGAAAAAAUUCUUCAAAGCAAUAAUAUUCGGAGAGAAGUACGGAAGCAAGAUUAUGGAAUGCCUCAAGCGAGUUCAAACUCUAUCAAAGGAACUAGACAAGGAAGCCACAACAUGCGAUAGGGUCAGACUUCAACAGAUGGACGGAGAUAUACAUGCGAUUAAAUCACUACUUUCUGGAGAUCUAAAAGAAGGCUUCCACAAGUUUAAACAGCGACUGAGUGGCAACAUGCACCAAUUCUUUAUUUCGAAUCCAAGCCUAGAUCCACAUACAAGGAGACCCCAACUUGAUUGUUUAACUUCAAGUCAACCACCUCAUCAUAAGUCACGCCCAAAACGGGUGAAAAGCGGGAUUACUGGGAGUCUCCCUUCAAUCUCAGAACUAAUUGAGAUGAUGGGGUAUGAUAAUUCUCAGCCUUUCGGCGAUAUCAAAACAUGCCAAUUAGAACGUGAAAACUUGUCACUUGAUGAUAAAGAUCGAGUAUCUCAUAUCGCUAAGUCUGAGAAAUUCACAUCUUGGCUAUUCAAUACCGAUAAAUCGGGAUCCCUUUUAAUCCUGGGUAACAUGUCCGAAAAUCAAGCUUUCAUCAGUCCACUGUCCUAUUUUUCCGCUGAGCUAUCUCAGAUAUACGCUCAAUCAGAUUCCACAGCAACUUUGAGCUUCUUCUGUGGCCUUCACUCGGAUUCUUUUAAUCCUCGAGAUAAUGCUAGAGGAAUGAUCAAUAGCCUUUUGGGGCAGCUACUAAGCCACGAUAGGCUCGGAAAAUGCUUUGAUCUCCAAUUCAUGAAUGAGCGUCUACUAACCCAAUUCAAAGACGACAGUGUUGAGGCGCUAUGUUGUAUCUUCGCAAACCUUGUUAAGCAGAUUAAAGAAAGUGUGGUGUUGUUCUGCUUCAUAGACACUAUUAACCUCUAUGGAACUCGAGCAAGAGUUAUAGAAAAUGCGACUGUCAUGAGAAUGAUAACGAAGUUGGUCAGAGACCUGAAUAAACCGUCGAAGAAGUCCAACACAAAUGGGAAUCAAAAAAUGAGAGUGAUAGUGAAGGUAUUGGUAACGGAUCCUGGGAACAAUUGUGGCGUAGAAGAGUUUUUCGAGGACGAAGAGCAAUAUUUGGUCGAGGAAUAUAUUGAUGGGAACAGCCAAGGAGUGGUGGUUAUGGAUGGACUUGGACCAUAA